Messenger RNA from Pneumocystis jirovecii RU7, 855 nucleotides. RefSeq lists its product as uncharacterized. Lineage: Eukaryota; Fungi; Ascomycota; Pneumocystomycetes; Pneumocystales; Pneumocystaceae. Gene Ontology annotation, biological process: pyrimidine nucleotide import into mitochondrion. The coding region runs from base 1 to 855 and encodes 284 amino acids. The record is from RefSeq and is a predicted model, not a curated record. Gene Ontology annotation, molecular function: pyrimidine nucleotide transmembrane transporter activity. Gene Ontology annotation, cellular component: mitochondrion. The transcript is spliced from 3 exons.
AUGCUGAUGCUUGAAAGGACAAUCUAUUACAGAGAAGGCACCUCAUCGCUAUUCAAGGGCUUGGGACCGAGCCUUGUAGGUGUAGUUCCAGCAAAAGCAAUUCACUUCUAUACGUACGGAAACACAAAGACUGCACUGUCUCAACGGUUUGGAGACUCAAGUUGGAUCCAUGUGAUAUCAGCAGUAACAGCAGGAAUUGUUACAGCAACAGCAACCAACCCAAUUUGGGUCAUUAAGACACGAUUACAGUUGGACAAAAGCACGUAUAACACGUAUACGAGUGGAUGGGAGUGUACACGGAAGAUUAUACGUGAAGAGGGGAUACACGCUUUAUACAGAGGAAUGAGUGCGUCCUACUUGGGGGUUUCAGAAAGCACAAUUCAGUGGGUGCUGUAUGAGUGGUUUAAGAAAGAGAUUGGCAAGAGGCGGACACUCGAUAUACAUAGCACAAAUAAUGCAAAUAAUACACAGAAUAUACACAAUACAUGUAAUACGUAUAAUGUGCAAAAAAAGUAUUGUGAGAAAAGAGGAGAAUUGCAAGGGAAAUGGAAAGAAUGGCUGUGGCAAGUGGGCGCAGCAGGAGCAGCCAAGCUCAUAGCAACGGUCGCCACAUACCCACAUGAAGUAAUAAGAACACGGCUACGACAGGCACCCAAAGAAAGCGGGAAAGGCAAAUAUAGAGGACUGGUGCAGUGCUUCCAAGUAGUAUGGAAAGAAGAGGGGCUUUGGGGGCUGUAUGGAGGGCUAACGGCACAUCUGCUGAGAGUGAUUCCGAAUGCAGUGAUUAUUUUUGGAUCAUAUGAGCUAGUAAUGAGUUUUUUUGCAGAACGGGUGGAAAAAAGUAAAGUAAAAUAA